AUGCGCCUCUCCGUUGGUCAAAUCUUAGCCGCUCUUCUUGCAGUUGCCGCUGCUCCCUGCGCAGCUGCGCCAACAGAGGAACCAUCCUGGAUGGAUUUAUUGGCUUCUUUCGAAACAGCGAAACCCACGGACUUCUUUCACUUAGGUGACGACGGGGUUCUGAGACACUUCAACGAAUCGGGCGCUGUUCUCGAAUAUGCACCGCUCAGCCCGCAGCAGAUCAGCCAGGCACUUUCCGAUACAUCGUCGCUCAACACCGCGGAAGAAAAGGAACAUCUUUCCUUAGUAUUUGAAAACGUGGAUGGUCGUGAUGUCAAGGGUCUGGCGCUCCUAAAUCCUCCGGCGUAUAUUUAUCCAGCCGGUUUCCUCGCCAAUCGAAAACCAGCAGAAACUUCGGAAGUUCCGCGGUCUGACCUCAGUCUAAACCCAAGGCAGCAUUGUCCUUCUCGCCGUUGCUUUCCCGGGGAAAACUGUGGAAAAUAUCCAGGCUGCACACAUUGCGUCGUUAAAGACAAGCUUAAGCAGGGGUCGUGUGUAUAG
Penicillium samsonianum is the source of this 540-nucleotide messenger RNA. RefSeq lists its product as uncharacterized. Lineage: Eukaryota; Fungi; Ascomycota; Eurotiomycetes; Eurotiales; Aspergillaceae. Bases 1 to 540 code for a protein of 179 amino acids. The record is from RefSeq and is a predicted model, not a curated record. The transcript has 2 exons.